This is a messenger RNA of Musa acuminata subsp. malaccensis (wild Malaysian banana), 1938 nucleotides long. RefSeq lists its product as uncharacterized. NCBI's taxonomy places the organism in Eukaryota, Viridiplantae, Streptophyta, Magnoliopsida, Zingiberales, Musaceae. Gene Ontology annotation, cellular component: cytosol. The record is from RefSeq and is a predicted model, not a curated record. Gene Ontology annotation, biological process: proteasome assembly.
UUCGUCCCAUCUUCGUCAGUACACGCAUCCGACGCCCCACCCCAUUCCCAUUUCCAGUGCCGCGCUUCCUCUGUAGCCGCCAGCCAUGGAGGUCGACCCGCCGCUCGAUCUCGCCCCCGUUCUCGAGGCGGCUUCGGAGUUCGCCUCUUACCCCGGAUUGCAGAACGAUGCUUCCGCCAAGGAGUUCCUCGAUCGCUUCCCCCUCCAUACGCUCUUCAGUGUUUUACAAACCAAAGCAGAUGUACCUGGAACUGAAGACACUAUGGUUUCUUGUUUAGAUAAAAUAUUCAGAACAAAAUAUGGCGCCUCUCUUCUUCUAGACUAUGCCCCAUUUAUACAAGUAGGUCUACAGGCAAAUUCUCAGGCUGUUAGACGCUUGGCAUGCAAAGCUGUAUCUUAUCUUCUGGAGAACACUGGUGACAGGGUGGGUGCUCUCCAGAUUAUUGUUGCGUAUAAUGUUUAUCCACUUCUGCUUAGCUGCUUAGUUGAUGGUGAUGAACAGACUUCAGCAGCUUCUCUUGAAGCAGUUAAAGAUAUUGCUCAAUCCCCUGAAGGAAUUAGCAUCAUUUUCCCAGGCCAUGGUGAAGGACCUUUUCUAAUAAAAAAUAUAGCCGUGCAAUCCUCUUCACUGGCCCGUAUACGGAUUUUAGCUCUUGUAGCAAAGUUAUUCGCUCUUUCUAGCUCCCUUGCUACUGCAGUUUACAGCUCGAACCUGCUCAACUUGUUUGAGGUAGAAAUUAACAAUGGUCAUGAUAUGUUGACAACUUUGAGUGCUUUGGAGCUUUUAUAUGAGUUAGUGGAAUCUCCUCACAGCAGCAUGUUCUUAUUGAGAACGACCUUGCUUCAGAAAUUAACUAGUAUGGUCAGCAAUUCAUCAGUUGAUUCAGUGUUACGAUCAAGAGCAGCUUUGAUUAGUGGAAGGAUUCUUUCCUCAUCCGAUGCCUAUACAGCUGUUGACAUAUCAAGUGUCACGGCACUGCUUGCGGCCAUUGAUGAAAGGCUGAAGGUUCUUGGUGGUCAGAAUACAGAUGAAUAUGAGAGUGCACUGGAAGCAUUAGGUCUAAUUGGAGCAAUAAGCCAAGGAGCAACUCUGUUACUUUCAAGUUCGCCUGUUGCAAGACAUGUCAUAGAAUCUGCCUUCGAUCGCCAUAGUAGAGGCAAACAGUUGGCUGGUUUGCAUGCCCUUGCUAGUAUUUGUGGAGUUGACCGACCAGAAGAUAAAAUGUUACUUGACAGUAAGGCAGAGGAAAACCUUAGGCGCCUAAUUUAUACAGCAGCUGCCAACACUUCGAAGCUGAACCCAUCAGGUCUAAUUCUCUCCAUACUACGACAGGAACCAGAAAUAAGACUGGCUGGUUAUAGAUUGAUUUCUGGUUUAGUGGUUCGGCCUUGGUGUUUGAUGGAGAUCUGUUUAAACCCGGAGAUUAUUACCAUUGUGACAGAUGCGAAGAUCGAGACUGCAAAAACUGGUAUGGAUGCCCGACAUCAUUGUUGCACGGUUAUCAGUACUGCCCUAUCCUCUUCGAAUUUGCUUCAGGAUGCCGCCGUCGCCAGAACAGCAGCAAAGUUGCAGGAAGCUGUUAGAAGGGGUCCAUACGUCAUCAAGGAGCACGUUGAAGCUCAGCCCAUCGUAAUGACCGCCGAAAGAUUUUGAGUGGUCUCCAAAGAUUCCAGAGUCCAAAUAUACCUAGUAAAGUGAAAGCUAGUCCUGAUAUGUCCCUUUGCUGAUGCCGACACCACAAUGUUUGCUUCCAUUUGUGGGCGUUAUGCUAACACAGUUUGGGUUGAUGGCUCUUUGUUUCAGUAGUUUCCCUCGUUGUUAGAGCGUUGAUUUUUGAGAGCUUUGUCAUCCAAGUUAUUCAAACCCAAACAAGUUUUCUUCGUGUUUUGACAGGACGAAUAUGAUGCCCAAUUUUUGGAUUUCGCAUCUCAUCAAAA